Messenger RNA from Dimorphilus gyrociliatus, 2147 nucleotides. Lineage: Eukaryota; Metazoa; Annelida; Polychaeta; Dinophilidae. The record is from the annotation of a GenBank genome assembly.
AAUGUUACUUUAGACGGGUUUUUAAUUUGAUGUAAAUUUUUUAUAUAACAAAUAUGACAGAAACUCCUGUUUUAAGUAUACGAUCAUGGAUAAGGGAAGCUUUAUUAGGCUAUGCUUUCUGGUGUUUAUUCCAAGGACUUGCUCCAAUUAUUUGGUUUUUUCCUCUUAAUGAACUCGAAUUAUCAGGUUAUGAAGCUUUUGCUGUAUGCCUCCUUAGUCCCUGUAUUUUGGGAAUAACUGCUUUUAAGCGAUUUUUCAGUCAAAGAUAUUCUAUGGCGUUACUACGAUUGAUCGCUAUAGCUGGUUUAGGAAGUUUCCAAUGUCCUUCAACAAUAAGCCGAUUAAUUGUAUUAUGCGCUGGAUUAGCCAGUAGCUUAAUCGUCUUAGCUGCAUCGAUUACGAGCAAAAAUCAACUCAAAAGACAUACAACGGCUUGGGGUCUCAUUCUUGGAUUGCUCACGUUUGUCUCAGUAAGAGUAUGGUUUUUAUCAUUUGUGCCAACCUGGUGGAAUGAUACCUGGAAUUCAAUAACCGUUGCGUUCGGUAUAAUAGCAACAAUUGAUAAAAUCGCUUCAGGAGAAGAUUCAGAGCCAAAAUCGAAUGAGAAAGAUGUAUAUAAUAGAAAUUGUCUCAUUAUGGGAUGUGGUUUGGGUACUAUGCUAUUUCAAACUCAAUUGCUAUUAGGAGAAUCGUCUAUAUUAUCAAGAUGGACAAUAAAAGAGUAUCCAGAUCCUGGCCCGCAACCCUUUCCACACGGAGCACUUAUCAUUUUUACCUUAUUAAUUGGAGUAUUUUUAAUAUGGAAUGGAAUUUUUAGACGAAGUAAAUUAGCUUGUAUAGUAUAUACUAUUUCCUUUUUUAUUCUUUAUUACUUUCCUCGAACUACGGGUUUUAGCGCUGGAUUGUUAGUAAUUUUAUACACAUUUCUGGUCUGGCCGGAAAUUUUAGACGAUUUAACUACGUCGAGAGCUGCAUCUACUUUUGUUAUAGGCGCUAUUGUUUAUCUCAUUGAAAUUUUCUUCUCUGUUUGGACGGUAGCUUAUAAUUUCGUUCCUGGUGGCGUCUUUACUCGGGAAAGAACACAUGUACUAAUCGGAAUAAUGACUGCUACAUUAUCUUUAUAUGUACUAACUGGUAAAGAUCAAAAAAAGAAUAAUUCUCCUGCCAUGAUUUUGAAUGCUAAAGGAUCUAGAGGAACAACUAAACACGCUUCCAGCUCACUUAUGAUCAUUUGUAUUUUACUCUUAUUGUUUGGUUUUGGAGGUUUUUUCUAUCGUCUACCAAAUCAAGAAUUUAAUCAUCCACCCAAAGAACAUCCCAAUGCAAAUUUUACGGCUGCUAUUUGGACAUAUCACUUUGGCUAUGAUAAUCGAGGAUGGCCUUCUCUAGAAAGAACUAAGACCCUUUUCGACAAGAUAGAUGCUGAUUUUAUAACACUAUUAGAAAGCGAUGCCUCCAAAACUUUCCUCGGCAAUAACGAUCUUGGUUUAUGGUUAUCUGAAAAGAUGGGUAUGUAUGUUGAUUUCGGACCAUCGACAAAGGAUCACACUUGGGGGAAUUUAAUACUGUCAAGAUAUCCUAUUGUUAAGUCUAAACAUCACCUCUUACCUUCUCCUGAAGGGGAACUUGCUCCAGCAAUAACAGCAACAGUAAAUAUGUCUGGAAAUUUUAUAGAUUUUGUUGUAACUCAUAUGGGAAAUGAUAGAGAUGUUUUGGAUAGGAAACUUCAGGCGGAAGUCUUAUCUAAAGAAUUAAAAAAAGCAACAAAUCCAGUUGUAUUCCUUGGAUAUGUAACAUCUGCUCCCCAAAGCCGGGAGUAUCUUCAACUAAUCGAGAAGGGUAACGUCAAAGAUAUUGAUUCUACAGAUAUGGAUAGAUGGUGUGAGUACAUUAUGUAUAGAGGAUUAAGAAGAUUGGGUUACGCACGCAUAUCAAACGGAGGAUUAAGCGAUACUGAAAUACAAGUAGCUAAAUUUCAAAUUCCAGAAAGUAAAAAUUUCAAAGACAACGAUAAACUAAUAACAAAUCCUUCAAAAAUCGAAAGAAUAAACAGAUUUAAUCCAUCAUUUGGUGAAUUUUCACAUGGUCAUAAUUGGAUUGUUGAUCAUCGUUAUCAUAUGAGCACACCAAAAUAUUUUCUGCCAUAG